CGCAAACAAGGAGAUAUAUGCUACUAUAAAGAAGGAAGGGGGCAAAAUUGACAGCCGAUCAAAACUAUCUUCCCGGAACGAAUCCCUGUCGUCGAAAGGGAUAUUUGUGUUUCCUUUGUGAAGAAAGUAGAAGUCGAAUAUGAUCUAGCUGCAUCGAUACCAUAUCAAGAAUUUCUAAACAUUGGAAAGAGUAAAUUACUGGAAGUACUGAUCUAUUUCCAAUUCAGGCACUGAUAGAUGGAUACAGAUCACAGAAAAUAUGGAAGAGGAACAAGAGAACUUACAGGUGCUGUGGACCUUGUGAGUUACUACAAAUUGUUUCCUCACCAUGAUUAUUUCUGCAAGAGGUCACUUCCCACAUCAAUUUCGGACACAUGCUACCUUUACAAUGCUGUCGGAAAUGCAGAAAUUAGAAAAGGAGAAGGGAUGCAGUUCAAUGAGCUCAUUCUAAAUAAAUCCACAUCUCGGGAAACUAAUAGAUGCAUACGGCCUUUUGAACUGGAUAUUCUUGGGGAAGCAUUUCAUCUGAGGGAUGCAAACCCAGUUGAUCUUCCCCCAUUGGAGAAAGGUAUUCCAACUGCUGCUGCCAAACCAAAACAUGAUCAGCCUAAAGACAAGAAGAAGAAACAUAAAAAGCACAAGGACCAUUACAAAAACAAGGAAAAAGAGCGCACAAAACAUAAACGUAAAAUGAAAGAUCGAAGCGAAGACAAAGACAGGGGUGCGAAAAGUGAUCAAAAUAUCCAUCAUGCAAAGAAGAGAAAACACAUUGGAGAUGACGGCAGCUGUGUCCAGAGGCCGAAGAAGAGUCGGCACCUGAGUUCCAUGGCAGAUGAAAAUGGUGCAAAUAGGUUGCACUCAAAAAGAGAUGCUGCAUUUUAGUUCAGUCAUCAGAUAAUGAGGUUAAGAAUGCAGUGAUUCUUCAGAAGUAGGACCCCAAAGUAUUUUUCAGAAUUUCAUCCAAACGCCUUUUUUAUACAUUUAUUUUAAGCUUUCUUUAUUCCGUAACUUUUAUAGAGUAUGGUUCGGAGUAUGAUUUUUUAUAACAAAAUAUCACAUUAAUGUGUCUCAAAUAUCUUACAAUAUUUUUAAAAUAUGAAAUAAUUAAAUAUUCUUAAUCUUUACUUCACACUUUAUUCUAUAAAAUCACUCGUAUCAAAGUCAAAUAUUGCUUGAUAUUUGAGAGAGGAGUACUAUCUUAAAAUUUUCCAAAAAUUCCAUAACUCCUUGUCUAAAUGGAGCCACUGUUCUAAAUCUUAUAAAAAUGUCAGUUACUAUAAUUGUAGU
Andrographis paniculata is the source of this 1287-nucleotide messenger RNA. RefSeq names its product probable mediator of RNA polymerase II transcription subunit 19b. Gene Ontology annotation, biological process: positive regulation of transcription by RNA polymerase II. Bases 238 to 882 code for a protein of 214 amino acids. The transcript is spliced from 7 exons. Gene Ontology annotation, molecular function: transcription factor binding; transcription coregulator activity. Lineage: Eukaryota; Viridiplantae; Streptophyta; Magnoliopsida; Lamiales; Acanthaceae. Gene Ontology annotation, cellular component: mediator complex. The record is from RefSeq and is a predicted model, not a curated record.